AUGGAUAAUCAUAACCUUUUUCAAUCAAAAUAAAGCUUUACUCCUUCUUCACCAUUAAAAACAAGGUAUUCAUUAAAUAUUAUUCUAGACCUCUGCCAAGUCCCUCUUUAGAUAGUCUUGAAGAAUUCAAUUUAAAUGACGUAGAAUCAGAUUCAUAAAGCUCAAGAAAAUCAUCUACUCAGAAAUUCGAUAAAUAAGUUUUAGUCAUAGAUUAUUUGAUUGAAAAGCUAAGAGACUAUGAAUGA
Molecule: messenger RNA, 245 nt
Organism: Paramecium octaurelia
Lineage: Eukaryota; Ciliophora; Oligohymenophorea; Peniculida; Parameciidae
Source: the annotation of a GenBank genome assembly